This is a messenger RNA of Pollicipes pollicipes, 1205 nucleotides long. RefSeq names its product neuropathy target esterase sws. Gene Ontology annotation, cellular component: endoplasmic reticulum. The transcript is spliced from 11 exons. The coding region runs from base 240 to 1205 and encodes 321 amino acids. The record is from RefSeq and is a predicted model, not a curated record. Lineage: Eukaryota; Metazoa; Arthropoda; Thecostraca; Pollicipedomorpha; Pollicipedidae. Gene Ontology annotation, molecular function: phosphatidylcholine lysophospholipase A1 activity.
UGGAUGGAGGGGAUGGUGGAUGGGGACUUGGGUCUUCCGUUAACGAAGGGCUGGGUGUGUUAGGAUCCAUCAUAGGAGAUAGUGCAUACUCCAGUGAAACGUUGCUUUUUCUUCUUCGAAAUGAUGUGUUGUUUGCGCUCGUCGCCCUUUUCCUGCUGCUAUUCAGCAUUGUAUUCUACUGUGUCAGGAGUGGAUCCCCGAGUGAAAUUAAAAAGAAUCUCCAAACAAAAGUGGAAGACAUGAAGGACUUUGUUGGCGUUGGAACCCGCCCGCGAUUUAGGAAGCGAGACAAAAUAGUGUUUUACGGACGGAAGAUGCUGAGAAAGGUGAAAUCGGUCGGCCAGUACGUCAAGUCGGGCAGCAAGCACGGGAAGAAGCGGCAGCUGGUGAUGAAGUUCGCCAGGAACCUGUUGCAGAUGCGCCGGGACGAGCAGACCCAGCUGGCGGUGCUGGAGCCGCCCAGCGAGUACCUGCAGGAGGACCUGCGGGACGACAGCGACGCCUCGCUGCCGCGCGAGGUCAUGUACAUGCUGCGCAGUGUCAGGGUGUUCGGGCAUUUUGAGAAGCCAGUCUUUCUGGAGCUGUGCAAGCAAUGUGAAACCAUCAAGCUUAGGGCUGGACAGUUUCUCUUCAAAAUAGGCGACAACGACGAGAACGUGUUUGUAGUGCAGUCGGGUCUGCUGGACGUGUUCAUCACCGAGCCGGACGGCAGCUCCAGCACGCUCAAAUACGUGGGCGCCGGCGACUCGGUCACUUCGCUGCUCAGCUUCUGCGACGUGCUGACGGGCCACCCGCAGCCGUACAAAACAGUCUCGGCCAAGGCGGAGGUGGACACCAUUGUCAUCAAGCUGCCGUUCAUGGCCUUCCUGAAGCUGACGGACAGCUACCCGGAGACGGUGGUGCGCAUGGUGCAGAUCAUCAUGAUCCGCUUGAUGCGCGUCACGUUCACGGCUCUGCACCACUACCUGGGCCUCAGCUCGGAGCUCAUGACGCAGUCGCGCCAGCGUGCCGAGACGGCCCACAAGGCGGCGCUGGCGUCGCCGCGGAAGCAGCGCCGGCCGCCGGCACCGGAGCACGUCACCAGCGGCGAGCCGGUUCCCGGCCGCGACCGCAGCCAGUCACAGAGCGAGCUGGCCACCGCCGGCGACGUCGACAGCGAGGAGCCGGAGCGGCGGCGCACGCUGGAGACGGCCGACUCUGCCUGA